AUGGAGAAGAUCUGUGUAGCUGUCAGAGUGAGGCCAUCCUCAUCGGAAAACGGAUCUUCCCUCUGGAAAGUCGAAGACAAUCGCAUCUCUCUUCACAAGUCACUCGACACCCCAAUCUCCACCGCUUCUUACGCUUUCGAUCAUGUGUUCGACGAAAGGUCUACGAACGCUUGUGUCUACGAACUUCUUACUAAGGAUAUUAUUCAUGCCGCUGUUGAGGGUUUUAAUGGUACUGCGUUUGCUUAUGGGCAAACUAGUAGUGGGAAGACGUUUACAAUGACUGGUUCUGAGACUGAUCCUGGGAUUAUUAGAAGAUCUAUCAGAGAUGUGUUUGAAAGAAUACAAACGAUAAAGGACCGUGAGUUUCUCAUCCGGGUUUCGUAUAUGGAGAUUUAUAAUGAAGAAAUUAAUGAUCUUUUAGCUGUUGAGAACCAGAGACUGCAGAUUCAUGAGCAUUUGGAGCGAGGAGUGUUUGUUGCUGGUCUUAAGGAAGAGAUUGUUAGUGACGCUGAACAGAUUCUAAAGCUUUUAGAUUCUGGAGAAGUUAAUAGGCACUUUGGUGAGACAAACAUGAACGUUCACAGUAGCAGGUCCCAUACCAUCUUCAGAAUGGUGAUUGAGAGCAGGGGAAAAGAAAACUCUUCUACGGAUGCUAUCCGUGUCUCAGUCUUGAAUUUGGUUGACUUGGCUGGAUCUGAGCGUAUUGCUAAAACCGGUGCUGGUGGAGUGCGCUUGACAGAAGGGAAGUACAUUAAUAAGAGCUUAAUGAUUCUUGGUAAUGUUAUCAAUAAGCUAAGUGAAAGUUCAAAGCUAAGGCCACAUAUUCCGUACCGUGACAGUAAGCUCACUCGAAUUCUUCAGCCGGCGCUUGGUGGUAAUGCGAAGACUUGCAUUAUAUGCACUAUCGCACCCGAAGAGCAUCAUAUUGAGGAAUCAAAAGGAACUCUCCAAUUUGCAAGCAGGGCCAAACGCAUCACCAACUGUGCUCAAGUCAAUGAGAUCUUGACUGAUGCUGCUUUGUUGAAACGCCAAAAAUCAGAGAUAGAAGAGCUACGUAUGAAGCUCGAGGGAUCCCAUGCUGAAGUGUUGGAACAAGAGAUACUAAAGUUAAGCAAUCAGAUGCUUAAGUAUGAGCUAGAAUGUGAAAGGCUAAAGACACAACUGGAAGAAGAGAGAAGAAAACAGAAGGAGCAGGAGCAAUGCAUCAAGGAGCAACAGUUGAAAAUUGAGAACUUAAACAAUCUUGUCACUAAUUCAGACUUUAAGACGAACAAAUCAGAGGACUUUGUUAGUUUAAGAAGGAAGCCAGAUGGGCGAUGCAAUGUCAGUGAUAGCAGCGAUGUUCUUGGGACUCCUUUCUUUAAAUCAGCUGAACGUUCCUUUGUGGUUGCUCGGUCAAAUUAUUCAGGACUGUCUGAUUUUAGUCCGAUGGUUGAUUCACUGGGGGACGUGGCCGACGAAGACACUUGGACAAAACUAAACAAGGGUUUUGUCGCAGACCUUGAUCAACUCCAGUUUACACCUGCAUAUAAAAGGCAAACCACUCCAUUAACUGCUGCAACCGCGGAACACUUGCGUGAAAAUCACAAAGAGGUUGAAGAUCUUAAAAGUCAGAUUGAGUUGCUGACCAGUGAGAAGAACAGUCUGCAGGUAAAGUUCCACGAACAGGUAGUUCAGAACAACAAACUUAUGGAACAGAUGUCUGAGAUCAAACAAGAAACGCUUCCCAUGAAAGAAAUUCCAAAACGAUUAUUCGAGUCAGUUGGUAACUGCAAGGAUGUCUACAAGGAUGUUAUAGUCACGAUGAAGACAUUAAUGGGUGAGAAAGAAUCUCCAACAGGAAAGCUAAUCUUCGGUGCAACUAAAAUCACAACGAGCCUUCUUUCAACUUUAGAAUCACAAUUCUCAAUGAUAAUAGAUGGUCAGAAAUCUGGUAGCAACGUAGAGCAUCCUUUAUCUGAUCAAUGGGAAACACUCCUUGGGAGUCUGAAGAACACAGCCUCAUCGUUGGUGUCAGACGCACAAGCGCAAAAUAAAAUUCUUAACUCCCACUACAAGGGACAAGAAGCUGCUGCAAUGGAGGAGAAACUGAAGUCUGAGCUCAGCAACAUCAAGGAAAGAUAUAACGAGCUGGAGAAAAAGUUGUCUAUGGAUAAACAGCUUUUACAAGCUUCAAGAGAGAGCCAUGAGAAGCUGGAAAAAGAAGUACAGUUCCUGAAAGAAGAAAGAGAUUCAUUAGAUGCAGCAGUCUCUCAAUCAACUCAGAGGUUGAGAGUGAUUGCAUCUGAUAAAGAGAAUGCUUUGAAAGAUCUUAAUGUGGAAAUGAAGAGAAGGAAAGAGAUGGAGGAAGAGAUUAAGCAAAUCAGCUUUGCUUUCUCUAGCAGGCAGAGAUCUCUUAUGUCUUUCCACAAUGAAAUCAAAUCCAAAAUGCAGAAGCUAACGACGCAGAAUCCAAAAUCCAAGUAGCAGAAACAGCUGUUUUUGUGUUAUUUUAAGCCAUUGUUAUGUAUUUUCAUUGAUAACCAAUAUUGAUAAUGGUUAUGUAACUUAAUGUAACAACAGCUCAUUACUGUACCCCCGAAUUUAUUCUAGACAUGUUCGAAGAUGAACCUAAAGAACCAAUUUUCAGACCG
This is a messenger RNA of Eruca vesicaria subsp. sativa (arugula), 2633 nucleotides long. NCBI's taxonomy places the organism in Eukaryota, Viridiplantae, Streptophyta, Magnoliopsida, Brassicales, Brassicaceae. The record is from the annotation of a GenBank genome assembly.